Messenger RNA from Coregonus clupeaformis (lake whitefish), 2690 nucleotides. It is a transcript of the gene slc35a5, whose product is annotated as solute carrier family 35 member A5. Gene Ontology annotation, cellular component: Golgi membrane. Lineage: Eukaryota; Metazoa; Chordata; Actinopteri; Salmoniformes; Salmonidae. The record is from RefSeq and is a predicted model, not a curated record. Gene Ontology annotation, biological process: pyrimidine nucleotide-sugar transmembrane transport. Bases 121 to 1422 code for a protein of 433 amino acids. Gene Ontology annotation, molecular function: pyrimidine nucleotide-sugar transmembrane transporter activity. The transcript has 10 exons.
CGCGCGUCCAGGGCUACCAGGAAGCAAACACGAAGUAGGUUGAUGAUCUACAAUGUGUAGACAGAGAGCUGUAGAAAAGUGAGCCAGGAGCCCUGCGUGUGUGUGACCCCAGCCUCAGCCAUGGCGUGCUGCCGGCUCAGCUCCAGACUGUGUCCCAGCCUGUGCUCCCGCUCCUCAGCGUACACUCUGGCCCUGGGCUUGGGCUUCGUCACCCUGGGCUCCUCCCGCAUCCUGCUGCUCAAGUUCUCUGUCAACGCACAGAACAAGUAUGACUUCCUCCCUGCGUCUGUCAACCUGCUGGCGGAGGGGCUCAAGCUGCUCUUCUGUCUUGGCAUGUCUCUCAGAGUCAUGGUCAGAGAGGGUCGUUCAUGUCGAGAGCUGGGCUGCUCCUCGGGCUCUGCCUUCCUGAGUUUCAUGAAGUGGUCCAUUCCCGCCUUCCUUUACUUUCUGGAUAACCUCAUCAUCUUCUACGUCAUGACCUACCUACAGCCUGCCAUGGCAGUGUUGUUCUCCAACUUUGUCAUCCUGACCACAGCCAUCCUGUUCAGAGUUGUGCUGAAGAGACGCCUGUCCUGGGUGCAGUGGGCCUCCCUGGUCAUCCUCUUCCUGUCCAUUGUCUCCUUGACGAUGGGGUCGGGAGGCAGCCAACUGGCCAUAGCGAUGCCGGGCCUCCACCCCAGCCCCCUCUCCCCACCCACCAACAGCUGCCUGCUCUACACACAGCUAGAGGAGCAACGAAGGAACGACAGUAACUCCAGCACAUGGAGCUCAGUGCUGCCGGGGCAGGCUGAGGCGUGGCGGGGGAGGCUGAUGAGGACCCUGCGCUCCCUGGGCAUGGGUCACGUCCUCCUGGUGCUCCAGUGUUUUAUCUCCUCUAUGGCCAACAUCUACAACGAGAAGAUCCUCAAGGAGGGAGACCAGCUCCAAGAGAGCAUCUUCAUCCAGAACAGCAAACUGUACAUGUUUGGCAUGCUGUUCAACGGUCUGACUCUGGGUCUAGGGGGCGAGGCGAGGGGUCUAACCAUCCACUGUGGCCUCUUCUACGGUCACAACGUCUACUCACUUGCACUGGUGCUGGUCACUGCUGCCCUGGGCCUGUCGGUGGCGUUCAUCCUGAAGUUCAGAGACAACAUGUUCCACGUGCUGACAGGCCAGAUCACUACAGUCCUGGUCACGGCCCUGUCCCUUUUCCUCUUUGACUUCCACCCCUCGCUGGACUUCUUCCUGCAGGCACCCGUGGUGCUGCUCGCCAUCUUUGUCUACAACGCCAGCCGGCCCAAAGAUCCUGAGUACGGCCUACAGCGUGAGAAGCUACGUGUCAUAAACGGAGAGGUGCUGCAGAGGUCGCGAGGGGAUGGGGAGGAGCUGGAGAGGCUGACCAAGCCCAACACAGACAGUGAAUCAGAGGAGGAGUCUCUCUAGCCACCCAUUAAGACCUCAUAAUGGCUCAACCCUGUGAGGUCAUCAGAAUGCCUGGCUCUGUGACAUCACAAUGGACAAACUGUCAGUCCUGAAUUAUGACUUUUCUGUAACCUGGCCUGUGACAUCAUCAGCCUGUGACAUCAGAAUGGACAUACUGUGGCUGUGUAUUAUGACAUCAGAGUUGCUUGGCCUGUGAUUUUGUUGGCCUACUGUGAUUAUGAUGUCAUAAUAAUUGAUUGUACAUCAUAGAUGCGGUAAAGAGGUCAAUGGAACUAAACAGAAACAAGGGAAAUGCCAUGGAAACGCGUGGGGAAAAGAUCCUGAAUAUCCUGACUGACCCCCAGAAAAUGUUUCCUACAUUUAGGCUAUUGUUUAUAUGUGUAUUUCAAACUAUGUUGAGGUAAAAAUCUGAGUAUAAUGCUUGUAUGGAUGUUAACCCCAAUACAUGUUUAUGUCAUCGUCACCAAUCAACUGCAUUGCAGUUAAAAAACGACUUUGACUACCACAUGCGAUUUCUGUAUGCUAGCUAUGCUACCAGCUUAUACGAACGGGAGUUAGCAUUUAGCAGUCACUUCUUUUAAACCUGAAAAGAAACAACUUCUAAAUGUUAUGCUGCGAAAACAGCCAAAUAUAUCAAAAUCAAAUUUUUGUAACCAAAUUGUGUGCCUGUUCACAUUUAUCCACUUUGUUAGAUCAGAUUUGUUGAAUGUGCGCUAAUCCGGCGUCCUUCUAUCCCCCAUGGGCUGCGUUCCAUGGUCCUCUUUACCGCAUCUAUUAAAAAAUAUGCUUGUUUGUGUAUGAAUAUGUUAUACAAAUAAUAUUGUAAUGGAAGAAAUGCUAAAUAUACAAUUUUGUAUAUGUUAUUGUAUUUAAAAUAAUGCUAUUGCUGUUAUUGACACACUGGCAAAGCUGUCAUAUAUUGAGAAGUUAAUAUCUGCCGGUUAUGAUCUUAUUUUGUCUCUUUUUUUCAAAAGCAGAGUUGUUGUUUUUUGCGUUAUGUUGGUGGCUAAUAAGAAAUCUACUCCAGGCUGUUGGACCGUUGAGAGCUAAAUUAAUUUGUCUUUCUGAUGGCCAACCACUCAGUUUGUCUUAUCAUUAUUAAGCGCUUACAAAUACCAUACAGUACCAGCACAAGGACCAUGUGAUUUGCUCUGGUCUCAGUCCAUGUUAUGUUCAGAAAAUCUGAUGGUAAAACAUGUAAGAUUGUGUUUUACAUUACACACUGAAAAAUAACUGCCUUCUCUAGUGGUUUACAUGUGUUCAACUGU